This is a messenger RNA of Cutaneotrichosporon cavernicola, 912 nucleotides long. RefSeq lists its product as uncharacterized. Gene Ontology annotation, cellular component: membrane. The transcript has 4 exons. The record is from RefSeq and is a predicted model, not a curated record. Bases 1 to 912 code for a protein of 303 amino acids. NCBI's taxonomy places the organism in Eukaryota, Fungi, Basidiomycota, Tremellomycetes, Trichosporonales, Trichosporonaceae.
AUGCAAGGCCAGCCGUUCCGUAUCCCAGGCUACCGCGGGCCCAUCAACCCCAACCCCAACCCCCCAGACGGAGAAGCCCGUAUCUCCAUCUACCUGUACCGGCCGUGGCUGGCGGCGGGCAUCAUUGGCGCAGUCGUCUUUGGCGUCUUCAUGGUCGCUCAGAUAUGGUACAUGUUGAGGCGGAGGGGCACGCGCUGGUUCCAUGGCUUGUUGGCAUUUGGUGCACUCAUGGAAGUCGGAGGCUAUGCCGCCCGCAUCAAAGGGCACGAAAACAUGUUCCGCGUCUACGUCUUUGUCGCGUCCUACUUUCUCAUCGUGGUGGCUCCAAUCCCCAUCGCAGCCGCAAUCUACCUCAUGCUCACUUACGCUGCUGCGAGGUGGCCAAAUGCGCGCAGGCUCCUGGUCAUGCCCCCCAAGGUUAUGGUUACGCUCUUCGUGGGCGUAGACAUAGUCACGAUCGCAGUGCAGGUCGUCGGCGCAGCCAUGGUCGGCGUCGUGCAAACCAAGACGAACCGAGGCGAAAAACCUCCCAUGACCGUAACUACCGCAGGACAUAUUCUCCUGGCUGGUCUGGCCGUCCAAACCGCCUUCUUCUCCACUUUCAUGGUCCUCCUCAUCCUGGCCAUCUCCCGCGUCCGCCACCUUGACCUCCACGGACAACAACUGCGUAACCUCCGUGCCUUGCUAUAUACCAAUUUGGCCGCGGGGUUCUUCGUGUUACUCCGCACGGUAUAUCGGUUGGCCGUCGAGUGCCAGGGAUACUUUGGCGAAGCCAAUUCCAACCAGACCCUCUUUACAGUGUUUGAGAUGGUGCCGGUUAUUAUCGCGCUAGGAAUCCUCACUGUCGUUCCUAUCGGGCGGUGGUUCCCAAAGCUCGGUGACGCGCACCAGCAGCACGAGGUCAAAGACUAG